UCAACGGCCGGAAUUGGCGACUGCCUAUUGCCAUCCUAGCGCUCUCCCUCCUAGGCCCUGCGACAGACGUUGUGCAUUGCGUUCUUACAUAUCGGAUCGCGGAACCACCUCCCGUCGGCUGUGUUAUUGGUUUGAGCGACGAGGAUCUCACGGAUAAUGCAAAUCGCAACACGAGCUUGCAAUGCCGCUGUGGACGCAUUGGUCUUGUUUGCCACAUGGCGAGUCACCUGGAGCGUAGCCAAGAUUGGCCGUUCCACAGAUCUCAAAGUGUCCCUCACGUCGCUGCUUUUGAGAGACGGGAGCGUUUACUUCGGUGUGCUCUUGAUCCUCAACAUCUUGAAUGCCACAUUGUGGCUUACACACGUGUACAACAACAUCACCGUGUUCUCGAACGUGUUCUCGAUCAUUCUCCUGUCUCAUUUCUUCCUCAACCUGCGCACGGCCGCACUCAACCCUAACGACAGCACGACCGAACAAACCUCACACAUGUCCGACAUCCGCUUCACGAGUGCCCUGGGCAACUUUGGAUCUGCAGUAGCAGGAAGCUCUACCGAUGAUGGCACGGAGCGCGGGGAUGAGCUGGAAUGGUUUGACGAUGACACUGAAACCUACGCAAUGUCGGAUGGACGCUCCCAUUCGGCCUUAGCAACUGGAGAAGCUGGUAGCUCCUUGCGACGGAAAUCGCAACAUGACGAAACUUCUGUAUGAAGGCAGACGGCCGGACGAUGCACGCAUGCUGGCUGAGGCAGCACGCGGAGGUCCUCCUUUUGACCCCUCUUCCGACGACUUCAAUCC
Rhodofomes roseus is the source of this 795-nucleotide messenger RNA. RefSeq lists its product as uncharacterized. The record is from RefSeq and is a predicted model, not a curated record. The coding region runs from base 157 to 708 and encodes 183 amino acids. The transcript has 7 exons. Lineage: Eukaryota; Fungi; Basidiomycota; Agaricomycetes; Polyporales; Fomitopsidaceae.